Molecule: messenger RNA, 7777 nt
Organism: Paramormyrops kingsleyae
Lineage: Eukaryota; Metazoa; Chordata; Actinopteri; Osteoglossiformes; Mormyridae
Product: F-actin-monooxygenase mical2b-like
Molecular function (GO): protein binding; FAD binding
Source: RefSeq, a predicted model, not a curated record
GUCACUAACUGCCUUGUUUCCUCUGCUUAGAGAAAAUAAUUCCAUCAGCAAGACAAUGCGGUCUGAUGAUAUUUCAGACAUAACGAUAACGUAGGUGAGUGAUUAACUGCACAGUCAGCAUCCCCAACUCGCUGUGCGUUUCUGGUCCAAAAUACAAAUGUUUUAUUAAGUUUCUGACAUGUAUAAGUCUCAACCCCACUGUUUUGUAAGACGCUCAGUUGCUUUUUAUCAGCAUAAUGAAUUAUGAAUUACUGCUUAUGCAAUUAUUCGAAAUGAUAAAUUGAAAGUGAUUGAUCUCGUCCCCAAAAAACGUCUGUGAAUGAUGACAUUAAGGUCACCAAAGCGGUCCUCAGUGGAAACUGCGGUAGUUGUACCAGGCGCAGGCUGUUAUUUGGCUAUUGGACUAGCGCUUCUCGGAGCGCCGCCUUUCAAAGCGGGGCGGCAAGGAGUCGGACCUUCAGUGGGAGCAGCCCGUCAGUCCCGUUAAGGGUCUGAAGAACACCUCGUCUGAAGGACAUAGGAGACCCUCAGAAGCAUACAUUUAUUCUGGAGAAUAAGACGGGCGAUGUCCAAGGUCAGAGCGUAGCUGAGGAGGUGCGGGCGCAAUGGGCGAGACGGAGGAGGAGCGCUGCUCCCGGGCGGCGCAGCUCUUCGAGGAGCUUCUCCAGGCCUCCACCUGCCUCGACACCCUGCAGGCCUUUGGCGCCCUCUGCAGACAUCUGCAGCUCGACCCGUUGGACCACAGGAAUUUCUACAGCAGGCUCAAGGCCGGGGUCACCUCCUGGAAAGCCCGGGCCCUCUGGAGCAAGCUGGACAAGAGGGCGGCCCACAAGGAGUACAGGAAAGGGAACGCUUGUGCGGGAACUAAGUGCCUGGUGAUCGGUGCAGGCCCCUGUGGUCUGCGGACGGCCAUCGAGCUUGCACUUCUAGGAGCUAAGGUGGUGCUGAUCGAGAAGAGGGACACCUUCUCCAGAAACAAUGUACUGCACCUGUGGCCCUACACCAUCCAUGACCUGCGUGGGCUUGGUGCCAAAAAGUUCUACGGCAAAUUCUGCGCCGGAGCGAUAGACCACAUCAGCAUCCGCCAGCUGCAGCUCAUCCUGCUGAAGGUGUGCCUGCUCAUCGCCGUGGAGGUCCACGUCAACGUGGAGUUCAUCGGACUCCGAGAGCCGCCGGAACACCUGGACCGAGAGGGGCCUGGCUGGAGGGCGGAAAUCCGACCUGCGGGUCACCGCGUGUCAGACUUCAGCUUCGACGUGCUGGUGGGUGCCAGUGGACACAAAGAGACUCUAGAAGGUUUUAGGAGGAAGGAGUUCCGCGGGAAGCUGGCCAUCGCCAUCACUGCCAACUUCAUCAACAGGAACACCACGGCUGAAGCCAAGGUGGAGGAGAUCAGUGGCGUGGCUUUCAUCUUCAACCAGAAGUUCUUUCUGGACCUGAAGGAUGAAAUGGGUAUCGACCUAGAGAACAUUGUCUACUACAAGGACAACACCCACUACUUUGUAAUGACGGCCAAGAAGCAAAGCCUGCUAGAUAAGGGCGUCAUCCUACACGAUCACAUGGACACCGAGAUGCUCCUGAGCGGGGAGAACGUGGACCAGGAGGCCCUGCAGUCUUACGCCCGCGAAGCCGCCGACUACGGCACCAACUACCAGCUGCCCUCGCUGGACUUCGCCACCAAUCACCACGGGCAGCCAGACGUCGCCAUGUUCGACUUCACCUGCAUGUACGCCUCGGAGAACGCGGCGCUGGUGCGGCAGAGUGGUGGCCGCGGGCUGCUGGUGGCACUGGUGGGGGACAGCCUACUGGAGCCCUUCUGGCCAAUGGGCACGGGCUGUGCCCGUGGCUUUCUGGCCGCCUUCGACACGGCCUGGAUGGUGAGGGGUUGGGCGGAGGAGCGGGCACCCCUGGAGCUCCUGGCUGAGAGGGAGAGUCUUUACAGGUUACUGCCCCAGACAACCCCUGAGAACAUCACCAAGAACUUUGAGCAGUACACCAUCGACCCAGCCAGCCGGUACCCCAACCUGAGCACCACCUGCGUCCGGCUGCAUCAGGUGUGCCAUCUGCUUAUCGAUGGGAAAUCGCAGCCCUGCCGCGUUCAGCGUUCUGAGUCACUGCGCCGGUCUGUUAAGGAGUCUCAGCGCGAGUCUGAGAUCCGGACCGGGCAGCUGCUGAGCUGGUGCCAGGCACAGACCCGGGGCUACCCGCAUGUGGAUGUGUCGGACUUGGCCACAUCCUGGACAAGCGGCCUGGCACUUUGUGCCCUCAUUCACCGGUUCCGGCCCGAUCUCCUGGACUACAGCACCCUAAACCCUCGAGACUCGGCCAGGAACAACCAGAUAGCCUUCGAUGUCGCCGAAUGCGAGUUCGGCAUCCCACCACUGACCACAGGCGCCAAGAUGGCGGCCAACCUGAAGCCGGACGAGCUCAGCUUGGUCAUGUAUCUGUCUCAGCUCUAUGAUGUGCUCCAGAGCGCCCCCUCUUCUGUCUCAGUUCCUCAGAAAGAAAAGGAUGAGAACAGCAAGGAACGUUCAAACUCCUGUUUGAUCCCGAUGGCGCCGAAGAAGCGAAUGCCAAAGGAGCAGCAGAAGUCUGAGGACAAUGAGUCCAUGUACAAAAGGAGACGGAGGGCUCGUUUGGAGGAGGUGACCAACUUGUCCAUUCAGAGGUCGUCCUCUGGGAUCAAGGGUGCUGAUCUCCAGGAGAACAAGGUCAGGUUCAUGGCCACCCAGCUGGAGGCCAGGCUCGAGGAGAACGCCCCCAGCUCUUUGGUCCGGAGGCAGGCCUCCUUGCGUAUAGCCCCGCCCACCCCACUGAGGGGGAGUGACACGUGCUACGUCUGUAGCCGCCGUGUUUACGCCAUGGAGCGGCUGGGCGCCGAAUCGCUCUUCCUCCACCGCGACUGCUUCCGCUGCUCCGUCUGUAACUCCGCCCUGUGUCUGGGGAGUCAUGUCUUCAGCGUGGAGCAAGGCAAGUUCUACUGUAAGACUCACUUUGCACAACAGAAAGCAAACAGUGGCCAAAGAGAGAAGAUGUCUGCCUCGUGGAAGGUGUUCCCAGGAGGGUCCAGCACAGGCAGCCAGCACAGCCCUCUUCCAGGCAGGUACUGUGCUGCUGGCCAGAUUGAUGGGGCCACCCAGCUCCCCAGAGACAGGAGACACCUCCAACAGCAGCACGACCAGACGGACACCUCAGUGGGGGUCUCCCAGUAUUGGAUGAGUCCCAGCAGUCCUCCAAGCUUUAAGACACCCAGAGAUCCCACCCUGCACAAGACCAACCACUGGAGAGGGAAGACCAGAGCCGCAUUCCCACACAUCCCAGUGACAGUGCCAUCUCUCAGCAACACUGGCACGGAGAAGGCACCCCUUGCCCUGGGCUCACCUUCUGGGGAGGAGUCAGCAGGGAUGCCCAGUGUAGCCAUCGCUCCUUUAGAGGGUGCCAUGAAUCAGGCAGACCAUGCUGAUCAAAACUACACCCUCAGAGAGCUGCUCAUAUCUCAAGAGCCAAUAGGGGAGUACUUGGAGGCUGCAGAGAUGGGGACAAAUAAGCCAACCCUCUCCCCAUCUGAAAAACGACGCUUGAUAAAGUGGGACUUGGGAGAUCCUAUGGCUCAGGCUACCCCCCCAGCCAGUGCACCCCCAUGCAACACCCCAGCUGAAGGCUUGGCAGCAGCUGACCGGCGCCCUCAGGAGGGCCUUUAGGGGAGCACACAACCCUGAGCACCACCCAAAGAUCAGGCCUCAAUCUUUGGGACCCUUCAACUUUAGCUCCUUGUUUGAUAGCCCGUCCCAACAGGCUCCGACCACCUCCCAUAACACAAACCCACCCGCAUCUAAAUCCCACCCCUCUGCCUUUUCGGACGGCAUCAGAACUACCAGCACAGAACCCAGCGGUCCUGAGGGUGUGGACCUGUCUCAGCUUCAGAAGCAGGUGCCAGGGAGAUCCCAACUCCCAGAGGGCUACAAGGAUGACCUCUUCUCACUGCCCCCCCCCCCCCGAAGCUGGACCACUUCUCCUCCCUGAGGGUGAAGAGAAGUGAAGAGAGGGGGGUGGUGAGAAAUCUGGGCCAGGACACCUGCACAAUCCUCUCCAACCUGAAGAAGAAAGCCUCGUCCCAUAAACACCAUGAACCCAGUGGAUCUGGUUCAUCCAGUGAGGAGGAGGACGACCUCUUCAGGCAGGAGGGUCCCAGUGAGAGACAGAGGAGGAAACAGGAGAAGGUUGUGAAGCAGGUGGCCAGGCAGGAGCAACUGAGGAGGCUCCGCAGAGCUCAGAUGGGCAGCUAGCAGGUGAAGGGUGAUGCAGGUGGAGAUGCAGAUGUGCUCCAGGCCCCCAGCUGUGGAGCAUCAGGCUGGGCACCUGUAACUGAGACCCUGCCAAGCAAACCUAUGCUGCCUCGUUCCUGCUGCCUGGGUCAUAGACAGGAGGGCAGGAGUUUGAUAGCAUUGCCAUCCUGAGCAUGGUGUUGUCCUGCUGCUGCAAGCUCAGGUGAUCCAAAGGCAGCUGGAGGAAGUGGUGGAGAAGCUGAGGGAAAAGAGUGUCACCCUGGAGAAGUACCUGAGAGGAGAGACAGAUGGCGUCAGUGGUGACACGUCCCACAAGCUGCAGGCCUGGUUCAGGCUGGUCCUGGAGAAGAGCAAGCUGGCGCGGUACGAAUCGGACCUUGUGACCUUGUAAGUGUGACUGUGAGCAGUUCUGGAUAAUGAUGUGACAGCGGUUUAUGGAGUGCAGCAAACAUGUUACUAACCCUAACCCAUGUCAGUGCAGGUUUGUAGAAUACAGGUUAGAUAUGGCUAACAAUAACACCGACUCACUUCUGAAGGGGUUUCUGGGGUGUAGAUUACAUUUGGCCUGUGGACAAAAUGUUCAUCAUCACUAUCCAUGGUCAUUAUUUUCUUCAUAUUGCUUCUUCUGGUGAUGGUCACAAUGGUUUCAACAUGCUCAGUACCCACAAAUCAGUACUCUAUCUCACUCUACCUCACCCCACCUCACUUCAUCUUACUCCACCUCACUUCAGCUCACUCCACCUCACUUCAGCUCACUCCACCUCUCUACCUCACCACACUUCACUCCACCACACCCCCACAUCACUGCACCUCCCUACCUCACCCCACCUCACUUCAUCUCACUCCACCUCACUUCAUCUUACUCCACCUCAGCUCACCCCACCUCACUUCAGCUCACUCCGCCUCACUUCAUCUUACUCCACCUCACUCCGCCUCACUCCAUCUCACCCCACCUCACUUCACAACUCCACCUCACUCAACCUCGUUGCACCUUAGUGAUCAUCUUCUUAAACUCAUAUUCCCUCUGUCCUUGGCCAGAAAACCCAGACACUAAAUUUUGUUUUUUAAAAUUAGGAUGAAUAGGAGUCCUACCGUUAAUCUGUUGAUCUGUUAAUAAUUAAACUUUAUUCAGUGUUCAUGUAAUUUAGCAUCAUGGAGCCUGUCCCAGUGGCAUGUCAGGACAACACAGGACCACAGGGCACACACUCAUGCACCUAGCAAUAGAGACACCAACCCACAUAAACCACCUUUGGAAAGAAACCCACAAAAAUGCAGGGAGCACUUGAAGCUCCGCAUAUUCACAGAGCCCAGGCUGGAGACAAACCCACAAGCCUGCAGAUCAGAGACUACAGCGGUACAGCGAAGCAACCACACCACCCGCGGGUCAUAUAAACAAGAUUUAAUAUCACUGACAAUCCUGAAGAAACCUGUUCCUUACUAAGUGUUAAUAAGUUACCCGUCUGUGUGCCAGUGCCCAGGAGUUGGAACUGGAAGACAUUCAGAGCCAGCUUCAACAGGAGCUACGCCGGAGGAUGCUCCUUGGUGGUCAGAGAGCCCUCUAUAUAUGCAAUGCAUGCUGGGAUCGAUAAGAGGAACUCUGCAGUAUAAAUAUACCGGCUGCCUACAGUUAUUAUAAAAAUAGGGAGAAACAGCCUGAUUGUAGUGUAGUGGAAAUGCUCUUUCAGUGCUGUCUGUUUGGCCAAUAACGAAUAGAAGGAGGUAGAUUCAAUGUCUGACAUUAAACGGAGGAUGUCACUGUGACAUGGAUGGUAGCCGGCUAUGACUGACUGACAUGGUUAUAUUCCAACAUGUGCUCCCCACCCCUCUGCAGAUUCCUGGAAGAGCCCUUGUGAGUGGUGGACAAGAGGGACACGCUGGUGGUUCUCAUUGAGGAGCGACGGCUGAAAUAGAGGGCUGAGGAACAGGACCUGGAGAGCCGGCUGCUGGGGGGGUAUCAGCUUCGCUGGGCGUGAGUGGCCUCACCUGGCCAGCAGGCCUGACAAUGAUCACCCAGACCCAGCCAGCGGACCUGGAGAUGAUCACCCACACCCAGCCAGCAGACCUGGAGAUGAUCACCCACACCCAGCCAGCGGACCAGGGGAUGAUCACCCACACCCAGCCAGCGGGCCUGGAGAUGAUCACCCACACCCAACCAGCGGACCUGGAGAUGAUCACCCACACCCAGCCAGCGGACCUGGAUAUGAUCACCCACACCCACCCAGCAGGCCUGGAGAUGAUCACCCACACCCAGCCAGCGGACCAGGGGAUGAUCACCCACACCCAGCCAGCGGGCCUGGAGAUGAUCAUUAUGUACUAUUAUACAGGUCCUCAGAAACCUUAACUUCCUCCAGACCGUACAGUACAUUGGUGCUUAUUUGCUACACUGUGCAAAAUACAUCACUGGUCUUCAUUCCUUUGAGGUAAUUGGUCUUAAUACAGUAGAGCCUUGGAACUCGAACCCCCCUUAACUCGACCAACGCGGACAUCGAACAGGUCUGUUGAAUUUUUUUUUACUUAUACCUCAACCUAAAUCUUGGAACUCGACUGUUCCUGCUAAAACUUGUAUGGGUCAAUACGCGUUCAGCUCUACCAAUUAGGACAUUGAAUGGGUCAGUUGAGAAAAUUCUUACCGCAACUCGACCAAAAACUUAGAACACGAUAAAAUAAAACAGACCUGCUAAAACUUAUACAGAUCGAGACGCGUCUCUGAUGGACUGACACAAAGGCAAACGGACCUACUGGGAUGCUGAUGCAUAUGAAUUUCUCUCAGUUUUGCAGUACCUCUCAACUGAAUUCGACAUGCGAAAGUUGUGUCCCUGUGUUCAAUGUGAAUUUUUUGUGCUUUAUCUACAGUACAUUUAGUGAUACAGUAAUCAUGGCCCCUAAGAAAGUGAGCAGUGAUAGCAGCAAACCAAAGUGGAAAGUAAUGAGAGUAAUUGGAACUUUAAAAGGAAAUUAUAGCGAGACUUGAAGGUGGUGCACGUACUGUAUGGGAUUGUCAUUUAUUUUAUGUUUAUUGCUUUUUUCCUGUGAUUUUCCUGUGUGUAUUAGUUUUAUAAUGAUUGUUAAUGCUUUUUAUCAUUAGGUAGGUAGUCAGAUAAAUUAAAAUAGGCAAACAUUUGGAGGGUCUGGAACAGACUAAAUUAAUUUACUUUAUAUUAAAUGGGGAAAUUCGACUUGGGCCUUAACCAAAUUGCAACUUGACCAGCCUUCUGAAAUGAAUUAAGUUUCAAUGUACCACUGUAAUUUCUUAGUCUUAAUUAAACUCCAUUUAUAAUUGUAGUAUUGUUAGUGCUGCUAAGGUCUUGGUGACCAGUGAUCUGUAGCUCCUGACUGAUUUAUGUUUGUUGUUUAAGAGCAGCUGUAAGGCGUCUGCUCUGAAUGACAUCUCACAUGAGGGUUCAGGAGACCAUUUCCAUGCUCAUGCUUCCAUGGCUGUGAAAACAUGCUUUUUGUAUCCUCACAAUAAAAUGUUUUCAUGUUCAUGCCAA